Molecule: messenger RNA, 611 nt
Organism: Triticum dicoccoides
Lineage: Eukaryota; Viridiplantae; Streptophyta; Magnoliopsida; Poales; Poaceae
Exons: 5
Coding region: 89-607 (172 amino acids)
Biological process (GO): proteolysis
Molecular function (GO): cysteine-type peptidase activity
Source: RefSeq, a predicted model, not a curated record
CUUGGUGUCGCAAAUUGUCUCUAGAUAAUAGGCCAAAGGAGUCUAAAGUUCACCAUUUUUUCACCUUAUCUCUGAACAUCUACUAUUGAUGGACUCAUAUGAAACUCAGGAAUUGUAUGAACAGAAGUCCAGUAUGGUUCAGAGAUGUUUUCAGCUAGCUAACGGUGCAAGGCUAAUCCAUACUUGCGAUGAGGUUCACUUGCCAACUUUGCAUAGAAAGCAUUGGUUCGAUUUUGUUGUCUUGUUUGAACAUGAAAUGUUUGUAAUUCUAGACUCAGCAUUUGAUGGAGAGAGUGAUUUUCACCAGCAUGUGUUGAAUAUUCUGAUACCAAAUUUCAAAAGGGUUUGGGACAUGUAUGGGAGCUCAAGAAAUCUUAACUGGAGAAAUUGGACCAUGCACUUUAUUGAUGUACCUAAACAAAGCAAUGAGCUUGAUUGUGGCAUAUAUACAGCACUCUUUCUGAAGCAUUGGAAGCCCAGGAUAUUGAUGCAUGAUAUAGUGAAGGAUGAAGAUAUCGCAAACAUCCGAAUAAGAAUGGCAAAUGAAAUGAUGUUCACUGACCAUAAUAUCAAAAAUGACCAUAAAAAGUUGGUUCUUGAGUUCUAGUCAU